AGUAUUAUACUUGAUAAAUAAAAAUCUAAUCAUGAUUACUUGUUCUUAUCACUUUCGUAUCAGUUUCCAAUUUAAAACCGGAUCAACAAGAAAUAAAAAUGUCUUCUCCCUUUGAUGUGGAUGAAAUAAUUAAAACUCUCCUCGCUGCGAAACAAAACAACAAAACAAAGAAAGUGAAUUUAAAAGAAAGCGAUAUUAUCUCACUAUGUCACAAAGUAAGUCAAAUUUUUCUCGAGCAACCGAUGCUUUUGGAAUUGGAAGCCCCCUUGAAGAUUUGUGGCGAUAUUCAUGGCCAAUAUAGCGAUUUGUUGAAAUUAUUCGGAUUUGGGGGAUUCCCACCCGAUGCGAAUUAUCUAUUUUUGGGUGAUUAUGUGGAUCGGGGAAAGCAGUCAUUGGAAUGCAUUUGUUUACUUUUUGCUUACAAAAUCAAGUAUCCAGAGAAUUUCUUCUUGUUGAGGGGGAAUCACGAGGUUUCGGCUGUGUGCAAAAUUUACGGUUUUUUCGACGAAUGUAAACGCCGAUACAAUGUUAAAUUAUUCAAGACUUUCACUGAUGUUUUUAACACUUUACCAGUGGCGGCGGUUAUUGAUGAUAAAAUUUUUUGUUGUCAUGGUGGUAUUAGUCCCGAUUUGUUACACAUUGGCCAAAUUAGGAACAUUGAACGGCCUUGUGACGUCCCCAAUUCCGGCCUUUUAUGUGAUUUGUUAUGGGCUGAUCCAAUCCCAUUAACGGGUUGGCACGAAAACGACCGAGGCGUUUCGUUUUCUUUCGGUCCAGACGUUGUUGCCAAAUUUCUCGAUAAGCAUGAUUUUGAUUUGAUUUGUCGCGGGCAUCAGGUUGUUGAAGAUGGUUACGAGUUUUUUGCACAAAGAAAACUAAUCACUGUUUUUUCUGCUCCGAAUUAUUGUGGAUCUUUUGAUAACGCUGGGGCUUUAAUGUCUGUCAAUGCGGAUCUACUUUGCUCAUUUCAGAUUUUAAAACCAACAAAGAUUGUCACGUGAUACAAUUAGUAAUUUUAGUGCUUGUAAGUUGGCAAGACACAAGUGCAAUUAAAUAUGCAUGUCAUUUAAGUAUUCCUCAUUAUGUAAUUGUGCAUAUUUAGGAAAAUCAAACGUUUCGUCUUCAUCAUCCUCAUCAUCAUGAAACACUUUUCUUAUCGUUAUCACAAGUAUUAUUAUUCCAAUAACUGAAAUCACGAUUACGACAUACGAAAUCGUAUCAUCUAUUUAAUCAAAUUAAU
Messenger RNA from Tribolium madens (black flour beetle), 1240 nucleotides. Its product is annotated as serine/threonine-protein phosphatase PP1-2-like. The record is from RefSeq and is a predicted model, not a curated record. Bases 99 to 1001 code for a protein of 300 amino acids. Gene Ontology annotation, cellular component: cytoplasm; nucleus. The transcript has 6 exons. Gene Ontology annotation, molecular function: protein serine/threonine phosphatase activity. NCBI's taxonomy places the organism in Eukaryota, Metazoa, Arthropoda, Insecta, Coleoptera, Tenebrionidae.